Molecule: messenger RNA, 1949 nt
Organism: Homalodisca vitripennis (glassy-winged sharpshooter)
Lineage: Eukaryota; Metazoa; Arthropoda; Insecta; Hemiptera; Cicadellidae
Product: testicular acid phosphatase homolog
Exons: 7
Coding region: 711-1928 (405 amino acids)
Biological process (GO): dephosphorylation
Molecular function (GO): phosphatase activity
Source: RefSeq, a predicted model, not a curated record
UGUUAGGCGUGACCUCAUUAGUCAGACGGUCUCCGUACGUGCGGUUGACUCCUUCUGCGACUUCACCGCGAUCCUUAACCUAGCUCUUUGUUGGACCUUGACAAGACUUUUUGGAUUACAUCCCCCAAUCUCAGCCUUUAGCACUACAAAUCGCAAUUUCUCUUCAGAAUUUUGAGUUGCUUAUAGUUAUAAUUUUUUUGAACGGAGUAAACGAAGCAUGCUAAUCUCCAACUUAAAGAAAAGCCAUUAAAACUUAAAAACACUUUCCUGAGUUAUAAUAAUGUUAUAGUAAUAAUUUAAUGUUUAUUUAAAUGUUGCGCAUGUCAUGUUUACCGAUCAAAUUCUAUAAAUAAUAAAGAUAGCAUAGAUAAUUUUAAUUUAACGCACUAAAAUAUUCAUCACAGCGUGAGGAACUCACUAGUUCAGUACUCGGUGUGGUAAUUAAAGCCCAAACAAAUGCCCUUAUCUAAAUAAUCCCAGCAACUAGCUCUAUCUCAGUAAAGCUCAUCAUGUCUGAGUGAUUACUAGGUGACUUUUGUUGUACAUACAUCCGGUAAGGAAAUCUUAGUAAACAUUACUGUAAAUGUAGCGGUAGUUGUUCCAAAUAGGAAAUGUGAAACGUUUUGUGUUUUAGUGUUCAAUGAAAUAACAUGUGUUUUUCACUUACCAUUUCACUGUACUAAAUUGGAAAAAAAAACGGUUCGUGUAUAAUGGCAUCAAAUUCGUACCGGCCCUAUCUCUUAGCAGUGUCAGUGUCUGUCCCAGCGGCCAUCAUCGUGUUUGUGGCUGUCAGGUAUUGCCUCUCCGCGUCACCCGAGCCUCCAACUCUGGCAGAAAGGAGAGGAUCCAGAGCUGUCUCGACUUUGCAGUUCGUAGCUGUUUUUGCACGCCAUGGCAACAGAGGACCGUAUGGCAACUUCCCGAGCUACCCGUAUCCUCUCAAUGACACACGGACAUGGCCUUAUGGACGUCUCCAAAUCAGUCGGCGUGGUCGAACUCAGAUGUUCAACUUGGGAACAAAGUUCCGUUCGCUGUACAAUGGAUUCCUUAGCCUGAACUACAAGUCUGAGGAAUUCAAGGCCUACAGCACUCUGACAGACAGGACGAUUAUGAGUGCUCAGCUGUUACUGGCAGGGCUGUAUCCGUCCCAUGGUGACCAACUGUGGAACAAGAAAAUACUCUGGGAUCCUGUGCCUGUGUUUCCCACUUACCUCGAUAACUUACAGCUCAUGUACCGCCCAGAUCUAUGCCCAGCCUUCCACGAAGACAGGAAAAGGUCUGACAAGGAACUCGACAAAGUAUACAUGUCCGAAGCGGCUCCUAUUCUGAAAGGUAUCGAACUGUACACAGGUGAAAAGAUCAACUACGAGGACCCGCUCGCUCUCAGGACAUCUAUGUACCUCUUGUGGGAUACGCUCAAUUGUGCAGAAAACGAAGGGCUUCCUCUACCUGCGUGGACGAAGAAGUUUUACCGCCAACCUAUGGAGAGUGUGAUGUUAAAAACAUUUGUUGCGAUUUCCAUUGCAACGGAUAAAAUGAUAAGGUUAUUUGGAGGACGCUUAUUCCAGGAAAUGAUAACAUUUAUGCAAGAUAAAACUCUUGGUAAACUGAACCCAGACAGGAGGAUGGUGGUUUAUUGCGGCCACGAUUAUACAGUACUCGGCAUGCUGGGAAUUCUUGGACUGAUCCGAGGUUCUGCCCCCUUUGUCGUGGAAUCAGGCUCGGCUUUGAUUUUUGAGCUCCACCAAGAUCCUCACAGUCUCCUUCCUUACGUCCAGGUUAUGUAUAUUGACGGCGCAACUCCCGAGUUGGAACCGAAGGAAAUCACCAUUCCAGACUUUGACCCUCCAUAUGAUUUUGAACUUGUCAAAAACCUCACUGAGAGAUACUACAAUAUCUCAGAUUGGGAACAGGAAUGUAAAAUAUGAAUAAAGCCUUUUAGUUACAGA